Molecule: messenger RNA, 2301 nt
Organism: Symbiodinium necroappetens
Lineage: Eukaryota; Dinophyceae; Suessiales; Symbiodiniaceae
Source: the annotation of a GenBank genome assembly
AUGAGCACUGGCUGGAGUCGGCAUUGGAGCUUGACAGCAACUGCUAACAUCCUGGUUUUGGAGGAGCAUUGGCAUGAUUUGGUGCCCUGGGUCCAGGACCCUGAACAAUUCAUGAGGAAAGUCAUGGAUUAUGGUUUGGAACUGCUGGCCAAUCGUUGUGCAACAUUUUCCAAGUAUGGCUCCCCUCCCGGGUGUUACAGCAAAGUGCUGAGUGCUCCUGGUCCGGAAUCUAUCAACGCCAUGAAACUGAUGAAGGCGGACUGGCUAUGCUUGCAGGGCGUGGAAUGCAGUGGUGUGCCGAAGGCUAGCAUGCUGGCUGCAGAUCUCAGGUUGACCUUCGAUCCUUGCGUGCGCUACACUGCCCUUCAAUUUCAGUCACACGGUUGGCGAGUGAGGAUUGUCACCAACUCCUACGAACAGUACUGGCACAAGGCCAAGGAUGAUUUCAGGCCCAAUCCAGAGUUUGUAGCCGGCCGUCACAAGCUCCCGAAGGAAAUGUCCAAAGUCUUGGAUCUCAAAACUUGGGACACAAUUUCAGAGCAACACUUGGUCAAUUCUGCUGCAGCGUGGUCAUUCCUGCGCUACUACAGUGAGAACCACUUGAGCGCGCAAAACGUGAAACUGAAGGAUGGCUUGUGGGCUGUGUUUGCCCAGUUUGGGCAAAUCAUUACUUUGCGCGACGUGGACGAGAGCUACAUUGUCUUGGGUUCCUUCAAGUGGGCGGUUUUGGCAUGGCGGGUGUCCGAACAAUAUGAGGGUGGCAGGUGCUCCGGUUGGCAGUUGCAGGUGGAGGCCGGUUGCUCAUGGCAGUUCCUUCACGACCCUGAGUCCUGGCUAGGAUGUGAAGCCACUCCGGCAUGGUCGGCAAAUGCAGGACUUUAUUUCAAAGCCACUGGUGUUCUGGAACCACUUGUGCAAAACGCUUUGCGCUCUGGGCACAGAAGAACAUUUGCGGAGUUGACACUGAUGGCGGACUAUUUGAACUUGACACAACCCCACAAGAAUUCCAAGAAGGAGUUGUUGCAACAGUGUCAAGCCUGGUUCGGAGAAGAGUUUGCUGAAGCUUGCCGCCAGGCUGCAGAAGAAAACAAUCAGAAGCCUGAUGAUGCCGGGAUGCCUGAUGGUCUUGUAUCUGCAUUGCUCGAAAACAUGGAGCCGUCGGAUAAGCAGGAGUUUCAAGACCUCGAGAAAUCCGUGAUGCGACAGGAAGAGCGGGCCCUGCAGCAACGUUGGCAACACAUGUGGGCUGAGAAACUUGCCGAAGAAAAGGCAAAACGGGCCAAGAGAGCUAUGGCAAAAGCAAAAGCAAAGUCGAAACCCUGUGCCAAAGCAAAAUGCAAAGGCAAGGGCCUUGGCAAAGGCAAGGGCCGUGGCAAGGGAAAAGGGCUUGGAACAGGCACAUCCUUGCAAGGGCUCGCUCGGAGGCAAGCAGUCGCACGAAAGCGCAAGGCGCAAGUGCUGGAGGAAAUUCCAGGACCAACAGUGGAACAGGAUCCACUGGUGGCUGAACUCAAGUUGGAACUGGAAAGCCAACUGUUGGAUAUACACGUGGACGAAGCAAGCGAAGCAGAUCCCGCCCCCUCGGCGGAACCUUCUGUCGAUGCCGCUCCCAGUCAACAUGCUGUACUGGAACAGUCGGCUUCCCUGCCGCCUGCAGGUGUUGUUGAAGAACUUUCCGAGGCAUGUGCUCCGGAAUCAGAGCAACAUGGUGCUGCCAGACCUCUGUUUGCCAGAGCUGAUGGUGAUGCCGAAGAGCCAUCGGCGGUUGCACAGAGGGCAACAGCAGUGCAGGCACAGCCAUCCAUUGAGACCUUGCCCGAUCCAAUGUCCGGGCCAAGGGAAACUGGAAUGGCACAGCCCUCCUCCUCCAGCGGAUCAGCCCCUGUGCAGGGCCCUAAUCCUGCUUCUUCGCAUCAUGGGCAGGCCUCUGAACGUGGUCCACGCGAGCAUGGUCCACACCUGAAUAGCACUCCCGACUUCCUGUCAGAGUUGGACCCGCCAGAAGACUUCAAGUUGCGUCUCAGUUUCAACGAUCAUCGCUUCAAAGCCGAGAUCAUGACAAAGGAAUAUUUGUCACGUGACGGGAAAAAAUCUUGCAGCCACACCUUUGCCCGUGUCAGAUCAGACUGGAAGCAAGCACUGGCCCACGUGCAUCGCUGGGCAUGGACAGAGUGGCAGGCGGCCAAACCCGAAAGGCAAUUCCCGGCCAAUUGUCAGCCUGGUGUUAUCCCUGAGGCUUAUCUGGAACGCCUUGCACCCAUUAUCGACGCCCUGCCUCGGCCUACAAAGUACGCCAAGUAG